Messenger RNA from Scaptodrosophila lebanonensis, 792 nucleotides. RefSeq lists its product as uncharacterized. The coding region runs from base 1 to 792 and encodes 263 amino acids. The record is from RefSeq and is a predicted model, not a curated record. The transcript is spliced from 2 exons. NCBI's taxonomy places the organism in Eukaryota, Metazoa, Arthropoda, Insecta, Diptera, Drosophilidae.
AUGUCGUGGAGUCGUUCGAACCUAGUCGCUAUCAUAUUCACAUUCUCAGGUCUGUUUGUGGCCACGCAGACGACGGGCAGCGGUCAUGGCCAUUUAACCGCCAGCGGUCUUCGUGCUUUGGAGCUCAGCGCUCUGCGCAGUCACAAGCAAUUGCUGCAGGACGAGCUGGCGCGUCUGCUGAUGGAACCGGCCAGUCUCGAGUCGCCAAUGCUGCUGGAGGAGCUGCAGCAGCGCCAACGUGACAUACAAAUGAAAAUCGACAGAUUGGAGACAAUGCAGGAAUUGGGUAAGUCAGAGCAACUGAGCGUCAACCUGACAGCCGACUUUGAGAGACUGCAGCACAAGCUGGACGACCUGAAGUCCCAGGUGGAAGCAAUGGACAUGCGAUUGACUUCGACGACGCAUCCGGAGGACAAAGGCUCCGCUGGCCAGUUGGUCAAACAGGAACAUGCAGCGCAACCCGCUCUACCAACGAGCUUUCUUUGGACUCCGCUGCUCUCCAUGCCCGAAUUCCUGCCGGCCAGCGUUGCUGCUCAGCCCGGCAGCAGCGGCGGUGCAGAGGAGAGUCCCUCGCUCAUCAAACGUCUGCUGGCGAUUCUGCGACCAAGCUCCGCCACAAAUCUGCGCGGACAUUGGACAUCCUCGCCGGCGGCGGUUCAAAGCAAUCCCCAAGCAGAUCGCGUACUGAGCGCCAACGAACUGCUCCCCCAUUUGCAACUUCAACGCCACUAUAUCAACGAAGCUAUCAAACGUUUGGAGCUCCUCAGCUCGACCAGACAUGCCAAGGAUUAA